AUGAACGGGCACGGCGAGAAGGAGGAACGACCGAAUGGGGACGUUGCGGGCGCUGAGGACGCGGCCGCGGUCCAGCGAUCGUGGGCCGCGGCGUUCUGGCAGCAGCUGUGCGCCCUGCUGCGCAAACACUGGCUGACGAGAUCCCGCGCCCGGCAGGUCAACGUGCUGCAGCUGAUCCAGGCUCCGCUGUUCAUGUUCGUCGUGUGGGUCAUCGUGAGGAGCAUCCUGCAGUCCAACCGCCUCACGCCGGGCAUCCAGGACAACCCGAAUCCUCCUGCCAAGCCGAUCGGCGGGAUACCGGACUGCACCUCGAACGUGUAUCUGCGGCGCGACCGCGCGUGCCUGGACUUCAUUUACUCCCCCGCCGGACACCCCUUCGUCGAGGACCUCGUGCGCGACAUCCGGCGCGCCAACCCCGGCGCCGCCAUCCCCGAGGAGCGCGUCCGCGGCGUGUCUGACAUGUGGGCGGCGGACGACUUCCUACUGGCCAACUGGGGGACUGUUCUGGGGGGGCUGCACUUCGUCCUCCCGGACGACCUCGCGGGGCUGCAGCCCGGGGACGCGUACAACGCGUCCGCCGUCCAGGACGUCGGCUUCGUCGUGCAGACGAACAGCACGACUCAAUGGUUCAAGGGCCAGUUUCAGCACCCGAACUCGUACGCGCAGCUGCCGCUGCAGCUCGCGGCGGAGUCGGCGCUGUACCGCGCCAUGACGGGGCAGCACGGGGCGGACGGCGAGGCGCACCAGCCGUUCAAGAUCGCUCUGGCGGAGUUCCCGGCGCCGGUGUUGGUGACGGGGAACAUCGAGGGGCAAACGGCGCCGAUCUUCGUGUUCGCGAGCGCCAUGUUCAACCUGGUUAUCGUGCUGUACGGCGUCGUGCAGGAGCGCCACCUCGGCCUGCGCUCGGCGAUGCGGGACAUGGGCCUGCUCGACAGCGCCUACUGGGCGUCGUGGUGGAUUGCGGAGUCCGCGUACGCGGUCCUGUCCGCGUGCCUGAUCGUCGCGCUGGGCCACGCCUUCUCCUUCUCCAUCUUCACCGGCAACUCCACCGCGCUCGUGCUCCCGCUCGUCGUCCUGUACUACCUGGCCGUCGUGGCCUUCGGCUUCCUGCUCGCGACACUGCUGCGCAAACCGGGCGCCACCGUGCCCGUCGGGUUCGUCGCGUUCUUCCUCGGCUGGAUCAUGAUCGUGGUCGUCAACCUCUUCGCGACCACGGGCAUCACGAGCCUCCCGCGCGCCGCCCUCGGCGUCCUGUUCGCCUUCCCAUGGACGGUGCUCGGCAAGUCGUUUGUGGACCUCGACGAAGCAGCCUCGGGAUCCGGCGCCAGCGGCGGCCUCACCUGGGCCAACCGCAUCUCGUACUGCGUCUCCGACGCCCCCACGGUGGACAUGCUCGCCGGAAUGGACGCCCAGGGGACAUACGUGUCGACGCAAUGCGUCCUGCCGGUCGGCGACGCGCUCUGGGUGCUCGCGGUGCAAGCUGUCGGGUUCCUCGUGCUCUCGCUGUACCUGGACAACGUCCUGCCGGACCAGUUCGGCAUGCGGCGGGGGCUGUUCUACUUUCUCCAACCGUCGUACUGGCGUGAACCGGAAGGGACCGCGCGCUCCCGCGCGGCCGGCCGCGCGGCGCUGCGGGACGCGGGGGAGCGCGAGGCUCCGAAGGACGCGGCCGUCGCGCGCGAGGAGGCGCGGAUGCAGGCGCGGUGCCGUGCGUACUGCAGGGGCCCGCUGGCGCCGAGCGCUGAUGAUGCGAGCGCGGGCGCGGGGCGGAACACGGCCGAGGCGCCGGUGAUCGAGCUGUUCGGACUGUCGAAGGAGUACUCCGUGCGCGCAAAGGGCCAGCGUUCCACGAUGCGCGCCGUCGACGGCACCUGGCUCGGCGUCCAGUCGGGCACGUGCUUCUGCCUCCUUGGCCACAACGGCGCAGGGAAAACAACAACCAUCUCAUGUCUGACCGGCGCCAUCGCUCCGUCGUCCGGCGACGCUCUCGUCCACGGGGAGUCCAUCCUCACGCCUGCGCUCUCGCACAUCCGCUCCGCCAUGGGCGUGUGUCCCCAGUUCGACGUGCUAUGGGCCACGCUCACCGGCGACGAGCACCUAAAGCUCUUUUCAGCGAUCAAAGGCGUGCCGCGGCGCCUCUGGACCACGGAGGCCGCGCGCCUGCUGGCCCUCGUCGGCCUCGAGCGCGCCGCGCGGCAGUACGCGGGCGGGUACUCUGGCGGCAUGCGGCGGCGUCUGUCGGUUGCCGUGGCGCUGCUGGGGUCGCCCAAGGUGAUCUAUCUCGACGAGUGCACGACGGGGAUGGAUCCUGUGUCGCGGCGGCACGUGUGGGAGCUGAUUCACCGCGUCAAGAAGGGCCGGGUCGUCAUCUUGACGACACACUCGAUGGAGGAAGCUGAUGUGCUUGGCGACACGAUUGCCAUCAUGGCGCGCGGACGGAUCCGCGCGCUCGGGUCGUCGCUGGAGCUGAAGGGCGCGUAUGGCUCCGGGUUCGCCGUCUCCGUGGUUCUGAAGCCCCCCGGCGAGUCAGGGGGCGGAGGCAACGUUGCCGCUGACGUGGGCGCCGUGGUGGCGCGGGCGAUGGGCGGCCUGAAGCCGACCGAGUCGAGCGCGCGGCUCGUGCGGUACCACGUGCCCGCAGGGAUGCAGAGCGACCUGCACGAGCUCGUCCGAGUCCUGGAGGAACAGCCGCAAGUCAACGAUGUUCAAAUCUCGAUGGCGCCGCUGGAGGACGUCUUUUUGGCGGUCACGCGGCGUGCAGAGCUCGAGGCAGCGCAGGACGCGGGCGACAUGGCCGACGCGUGGCUCCCAGCCGUGGAGGGGGUGUCUGGUGACACCCCCGGGGGAGCUGCGGUGCCCGGGACGCGCGUCAGGGUGCGUGUCGGGGAGGAGCGCGUGCGCGGGCCCGACGGGACGGUGUAUGGGCUCACGUGGGGCCAGGACGAGAUGGGGCAGCUCAAGCUGCACGACGUGGCGCCCCUCAGCGCUCAACAGCUGUCAGCAAUGCAACAAGACCCCUCCGGUGGCGUGAAAGACGCCGUCGCCGCGGGAGGCAGUGCGGCGGCGUGUGCGCUCCCGGUCUCGUCUCAGCCGCCGCGGCGCGACUCGGACACCCCCCCUGCCUCGCGGUGGUGGCAGCGGGCGCACGCGACGUCGCCGAAAGUGCGCCGCGGGCGUGCCGGACGGCCCCCGCCGGUCCGGGUCGGAACGCUGAAGCAGCACAUCCCUCCGACGGCGUCGAACGUCGCGGCGCUGCCGAUUCCGGCCCCGCCUGUGCCUGCGGCCACCCCGAUGGGGGAGCGCGCGGACAACAGGUUCGAAGACGCGGCGGUGGUGCCCGACGACCCCCCCUCGAGCCCCGGGACCCCUGUGGCGCAGACGCAGAGGUCGGGUGCGCUGCACAGGAUGCGGUCGGCGACGACGAGCAGCAUUGCGGGAGUGAUGCGGGCCAUCAACGGCCGCAGGAUCGGCAACGUUGGCGAGGGCGGCGCUGCGCAGGACGUGCCCGGGGAGGCCGGUCCGAGCGGGCCGUGA
Molecule: messenger RNA, 3534 nt
Organism: Pedinophyceae sp. YPF-701
Lineage: Eukaryota; Viridiplantae; Chlorophyta; Pedinophyceae
Source: the annotation of a GenBank genome assembly